Messenger RNA from Cutaneotrichosporon cavernicola, 711 nucleotides. RefSeq lists its product as uncharacterized. The transcript is spliced from 4 exons. The coding region runs from base 1 to 711 and encodes 236 amino acids. Lineage: Eukaryota; Fungi; Basidiomycota; Tremellomycetes; Trichosporonales; Trichosporonaceae. The record is from RefSeq and is a predicted model, not a curated record.
AUGCCCGUCCCGCCAGCGUCACGCGAGCGCGACGCGGCCCCCGACAUCGGGCCCAUCCUGGCUUCCCAGCUCGCCAUCGAGUUCGCAUCCCUCCGCGCACCUGGCAACUGUCCGACUGGAAUCUACGUCGUGCCGACCGUCGAAAGCCUCAGCCGCUGGGCUGGCGUCUUCUUCGUGCACCGUGGUCCUUACGCCGGCGCGAUCCUACGCUUCGCACUCGUAUUCCCGCGCCAGUACCCCCGAGUGCGCCCGCAAGUCUUCUUUGAGAGCGAUGUGUUCCACCCCAUGGUCGACCCCAAGACGCGCGAAUGGCAUCCCCACGGCAAGCUGGCACAGUGGAAGCCCCACGUCGACCAUGUUGCCAACCUCUUGCAUGAGCUCAAGGCGAGUUUCAAGAGUCCGUCCCUCGAGGCAUGCAAGGAGAGCGAAGCCGUCAACAAGCAAGUCUGGUCAAUGUACCACCACUCGCUGCAGACCUUCUUGUCCCUCACGGCCCAGAGAGCCAGACAGACGUCGACGCGACACACUCUGUUCGACGAGCGUGACACCCGCCGUGGCGCCGCCCCGGCUAGCACACACGUCCUAACUUCCCCAGCGUCGCCGCAGAUCGGACGACAGCGCGAUGACCAGCUCAUCCGUUUCACUGAGCUCGACGAUCCAGCUGUCCAGCGUCUCUGGGCCGAUCUCCGCCGCUCCCUUGGCGAGCGCUGA